AUGGCGGCUUCGGUACAACCUGCAUGCUUGGACCUCCAUUUCUCCGGGAAGCAUCCUUCUAUGCUUAAACACAAGGCACUUUUCGUCCGUUGCGUUUCUUCCCCAUCAAAUUUUCCCCAACCUGACUCGCCUGAUAUCAAUAUCAGUCGGGACCAGCGUAAAGUGGUUCGUAUCGCUUGGGAGAAGCUGGUUCGAUGGUCACGUUCGUGGCGCGCCAAAGCUAAAACCGAUGUUCUUGAGCGUACUCGCAAGGUUGUUGUUCUUGGUGGAGGUUCGUUUGGUACUGCAAUGGCUGCUCAUGUAGCUACAAGGAAAGAAGGAUUAGAGGUUAAUAUGCUUGUUCGUGAUUCUUUUGUUUGCCAAUCUAUCAACGAGAAUCACCAUAAUUGUAAGUAUUUUCCUGAGCAUAAGCUACCUGAGAAUGUGAUUGCUACGACUGAUGCGAAAUCUGCAUUGCUUGAUGCUGAUUAUUGCCUACAUGCAGUACCUGUACAGUUCAGCUCAUCGUUUCUAGAGGGAAUUUCCGGUUAUGUUGAUCCAGGAUUGCCUUUUAUAUCACUUAGUAAAGGUCUGGAGCUUAAUACUCUUAGGAUGAUGUCUCAGAUAAUCCCCAUUGCGCUUAAGAAUCCUCGGCAACCUUUUGUUGCGCUUUCUGGCCCGUCGUUUGCUCUGGAGUUGAUGAACAAUUUACCCACUGCAAUGGUUGUUGCCUCGAAAGAUAAGAAAUUGGCCAAUGCUGUUCAGCAGCUUCUUUCUUCUAGUUACUUGAGAAUAAAUACUUCCAGUGAUGUUACAGGCGUGGAAAUUGCGGGUGCACUGAAGAAUGUUCUAGCAAUAGCCGCAGGAAUUGUUGAUGGGAUGCAACUCGGUAACAACUCUAUGGCAGCUCUUGUAUCACAAGGUUGUUCAGAGAUAAGAUGGUUAGCCACAAAGAUGGGUGCAAAGCCAACAACCAUAACUGGCUUAUCAGGAACUGGUGACAUAAUGCUCACAUGCUUCGUGAAUCUUUCAAGAAACCGAACAGUUGGAGUCAGAUUAGGGUCAGGGGAGACACUAGAUGACAUACUAAGCUCCAUGAAUCAGGUUGCAGAAGGUGUAGCAACCGCCGGGGCAGUUAUAGCAUUAGCACAGAAAUACAAUGUGAAGUUGCCGGUUUUAACAGCAGUAGCUAAGAUAAUAGAUAACGAGCUGACCCCAACUAAAGCUGUUCUUGAGCUCAUGAACCUUCCUCAGGUUGAUUCCAAGUUGAGGAAGUAUGAGAGCGAACAGUCAGUUUUGGAUCACAUAUUCAUCGAGAGGGCUUUAAGGCGGCGAAAGCUUUGCAUUCGUUUAGAGGAUAGCUAA
Arabis nemorensis is the source of this 1344-nucleotide messenger RNA. The record is from the annotation of a GenBank genome assembly. NCBI's taxonomy places the organism in Eukaryota, Viridiplantae, Streptophyta, Magnoliopsida, Brassicales, Brassicaceae.